Tachysurus fulvidraco (yellow catfish) is the source of this 2455-nucleotide messenger RNA. RefSeq names its product leucine rich repeat containing 74B (gene lrrc74b). The record is from RefSeq and is a predicted model, not a curated record. Gene Ontology annotation, molecular function: protein binding. NCBI's taxonomy places the organism in Eukaryota, Metazoa, Chordata, Actinopteri, Siluriformes, Bagridae. The transcript has 11 exons. Bases 351 to 1697 code for a protein of 448 amino acids.
UCGGUCGGUUCGUAAAAUCAAAGCACGAGUUACACUUCAAUUGUUCUCAGUCACGAACAUAAGGAAGUGAGACGCGAGUGAGUGGAGGAUCGGCGCCAUGACGACCUGUCAACAAAGCAAACCCGGCUUGACACAAGCCCCGCCCCCAUCUGCUCAGAAUCCCUGCUGAUUGGAGCAUGUGGUGUAAAGUUCAGAGCUGAAGCUGUGCAGUUAGUCUCUGUGUGUGUGUGUGUGUGUGUGUGUGUGUGUGUGUGUGUGUGUGUGUGUGUGUGUGUGUGUGUCACUGUGGUCGCACUGCACUGAUUUAUUUACACAGCAGUCCUGAAAUAUACACCAGUGAGAACUUAAGGAUGGUGGGUAAAAAGGUGGCUAGAGAGAUGCCGUUGUCCUCAGUGUGUGAGGAUGACGGUGAUGAAGGUCAUGAGGAGGAGACGAUAGGAGGGAUCAGGAGCAGGCCGCCGAGCCGACCUCGAAACAUCUACAGCCGAGGCAGCGUGGACACCCAGGCAGUCAUACGAGCAAGCGGCUGUAGCAGGAGAGAGCAGAGAUCCGAAGAUGAGGAUGGUGUUGAUGGAAAUGACGAGAAGGAGGAGGAGGUGGAGGAAGGCGGUCGGAGCAGUGAAGCGGUUGACGGACAGGAGGGAGCCGAUGCGGGUUUCACCGCUGAUGAAGACUAUGACACGGAUCUGGAGCCUGAAGAUGGGACAGCGAGGUAUGACCCCACGGGUGAGGCACCUUACCGAGAGAUGUGUAAGAUGUUCAACGUGGUUCCAGUCUCCUACUUCCUCAGGAACAUUCACAGCCCAGAACUGACCAUGAUGCAUCACGGACUCGGCCCUCAGGGUAGCAAAGCCCUGGCAGUUCCCUUGGUAACCAACACCUCCAUUCUGAAGCUGAAUCUGCGAGAUAAUGGAAUGGAGGGAGAAGGUGGAGCCGCCAUAGCUGACAUGCUGAAGGAGAACCUUUACAUCACAGGAAUAGAUCUUUCAGAGAACAGGCUCGGUGAGGUGGGGAUAAAGGCUCUGGCCAGCAUGCUGCUCGAGAACACCUCCCUCAUCUCCCUUAACCUUUCUGGGAACCAUCUGGACGAACGAGCGGCUAAACACCUGGCUACGGCGCUGACCAAAAACCAGCACCUGCAGCAUCUGGACCUGAGCCACAACCGGCUGGGAGAAGCAGCAGGGGAAAUUCUGGGUCCUGCUAUAGCCGAGAACACUGGAUUGAAGUCACUCAGUCUGGCCUGGAACAGCAUUCGAGGAAAUGGAGCCAUCGCUUUGGCUAAAGGCCUUGUGGCUAACAUAUUCUUGCAAACUGUGGAUUUAUCUUACAACGGACUGGCCGAGGAGGGAGCGACGACUCUCGGGGAAGGGCUUAAAGACAACAACACGCUGGAGGAACUGAAUAUCAGUAUUAAUCGUAUCCCUCCUGAAGGAGCGGUCCACUUAGCCGUGGGUCUGAAAGCAAACAACAACCUGCGGAUUCUUAAGAUGGCUCGGAAUCCCGUCCGGCCGGCCGGAUGUCUUGCUCUGCUCAAAGCUAUAGAAGAAAACCCUUCAUCUUCAAUGGAGUAUCUGGACUUCACUGACAUCAGUGUGGACCAAGAGUUCGAAGAGUUGCUUAAUUCGAUAAAAGAUACGCUACCAAACUUCCGAGUGAAACACGGUGGCACUUUAAGAAAACCUUUCCAAAAACCUUAAGAGCUGACCUCUAUGUACAGCAGCAUUCGAAUCUGUCACUUAGAUAUGUGUCUUGUGAAAAGAAAACCCAGAAAGAAUAUACAAAAAGAAGAAGAAGAAGAAGAAGAAGAAGAAGAAGAAGAAGAAGAGCAGCAUGGACGUCCAUUCUCGACUGUUUAACUGGAUUAGUGAGCAGAAGCACCUGCUGUGUGUAAUAUUAUGAACAGCUGCUGAACACAGCGACGUUCGCACGCAUGACUUAACUCAUGAUUUUCUUUUACCCUGCACUGGAUGGCAUUGAGCUAAGGAAUAAAAUUCUUUCAAAAAGUAUGUAAAAAAUCGUUCAUUAAGAUUUCUGUACUGUUCAGCUGUGAUCCAAAUAUAACCUGAGAUACAGGUAAGGUACACAUAAGGUACCUAUCUAAGGUACUGGUAAGGUACAUGUGUAUAUUAAAGGAUACAAGCAAAUUAGAAAAUAACCAGAGGGCUGGAAUUGGGCCAUGUUUGGGUUGGCACUCUAUAUUUCAGCUCACUGGUUUGAAGAAAAUUUUCAUUUUAAAGUCCGGAUGAUGUAUUUUCUCUGUUCUUGACUACGCCAUUUAGAUCUUCCUCAUAGCCUGAUUGGUUUUAACCCGGUUUUCAGCGUGUCAUCUCUUGGAUUGAUCACUAUAGGUCUAGUUUCUCAUUUGUUCUUCUUCUUAUGAACAUUCAUUCAUUCAUUCAUUCAUUCAUUUUCUACCGCUUAUUCGAACUUCUCGGGUCACGGGGAGCCUGUGCCU